AUGAUGUCCAUAAUCUUUUCAGUCUUACCGACAAGUUUUCUUGUUUAUGAUUCUGGAUGUACAAUCCUUCGUAUCAUAGACUGGAAAAAUUUGCACAUUUUCAUCACUGUGAUUGCUGUUGAUGGCAUUACUUCUACUACUGCUGCCACAACCACUGUUACCUCUACCAGUACAGCUGCUAGCCAGGCACCAUCAGCUCUUGUUGCUGCUUCCAGUAGUGGGUCAAUAUAUGCUUCCUCAGUGGAGAUGAUGUUUGAGAAAGUUGGUUUUGAAAGUGGAACAGGGCAGCUGCAAUUGGAAACUUCAAGUGUAAGCAUACCUUCUGCUGCACCGAAAAUGCCAUCAGAAAUCACUGGGAAGACAGUUGAGGAGAUCAUCAAGGAGUGGAACGCUGAACUGCAAGAGCGAACAGGGAAAUUUCGGAAGCAAGCCAGUGCAAUAGCUGAAUGGGAUAAGAGGAUUUUGCAAAAUCGUGAUGUUCUUCUUAGGCUUGAGAUUGAAGUAGCAAAAGUGGUUGAGAUGCAAGCUAGGUUGGAGAGACAGCUGGAACUAAUUGAAACUCAUCAGCAAGAGGUUGACAAGGCUUUGCAGAGCAUUGAAGAAGAAGCUGAGCGCAUUUAUAAGGACGGACUUGUAAUACUUCUUGAUGACGAAGCUGCAUCUACAAGAGAUGCAAUGCAUGAGCAAGCUGAGUUUAUAGAGAGGGAGCUAGAGCAAAUGACCAAACAGAUCAAAUCAAUCAUUCAGAACCUAAACUCCAAUCAGGGUGGAGAGCUUGCGGCGGUUGAUGGAUGA
Punica granatum (pomegranate) is the source of this 795-nucleotide messenger RNA. Lineage: Eukaryota; Viridiplantae; Streptophyta; Magnoliopsida; Myrtales; Lythraceae. The record is from RefSeq and is a predicted model, not a curated record.